This is a messenger RNA of Manihot esculenta (cassava), 2428 nucleotides long. RefSeq lists its product as uncharacterized. Lineage: Eukaryota; Viridiplantae; Streptophyta; Magnoliopsida; Malpighiales; Euphorbiaceae. Bases 1 to 2136 code for a protein of 711 amino acids. The transcript is spliced from 2 exons. The record is from RefSeq and is a predicted model, not a curated record.
AUGGACGAGAUCAAGUUUCCCAAGAACUUUGUCCUAUCUCGGGACAAUAUUCAUGCAAUCUAUGACGCCUUUUCAGCUGGUCGUUCGGUAUCGGAAGCUGCUAUGGAAGUGGUUCAAGCGACUUCCUCCAAGAAGGUUAGCCGAUCUCCAGCCAGAGUGCCCUCUCAAGUUGCAAAGCCGAGCUCUCGCAGCUCCAAGUCAUCCAGGCCAUCUGGCCGUGGCGGACCGAGCUCAACUUUGGAGUCUGCUGAAGGGUCUAGGUCUGCUCCAGCCUCCUCAGAGGCCGUGAGAGAGGCUUCCUUGGUUAUUACGGAGCAGACUUCUGCUGUCGAGCAGGUGGAGCAGGGUACUGCCCACUCUCCUGAGAAGGUAUCUGGGGGUAAAGACAAGGAGGCCUCCGGGACGGGGUUGGAGAUUGUCCUUAUAGAGGACCGAACUCCAGAGGAUCUUACCCAAGAUGCCCCUGCCCCUGUGAGGACUGAACCUGGGGGUUCUGAGGGCAUUUCAGCAAAGACCGGGGAAAAGCGCCCAGCUUCUCAUAGAACGUCUGUCCCAUCUCCAGCUAGGAAGAAAUCCAGGGCUACUACAGGGUCUGCCCCGGCUCUUCUUUCCAUUGGGAAAGGAAAAAAUGCUGCUGCCGAGCUUCCGUUACCUUCCUCUGGCAACGCUUUGAAAGCGUCGGACAUUACCUCUGAGUCUCCAGCCAGUGCUGUUGCUGACCUUCUCAGAGUGCAGAUGUUCGGCGGGGUUACACAAGCUUCGGAUCCCCGUCUUCUCGCCCUGACUGGUCUCUUAGCCAGUUCUACUGAGGAACAGGUGUCUUUCCGAUCUCGGUCUCGCGAAGAGCUCGGGAACACAAUCAGGGAGAUGUUACUGAUGAUGACGGGUCUUGUCACGGAGGUGGAUAUCCGUGAUCGUUCCUUCCGGGAGUCUGUAGUCCGCCGGAUUGAGGAGGCGCGUCAGGAGGAGAACAUAUCUGCAACUAAUGAUGCAAGAGGGAAUCUGGCUGCUGCUCGAGAACAAAUCCAGACCCUCCAGGCGGAGUUGAACUCUGCAUUGGAGGCCCUUAAAAAGGCUGAGGAGGAAAUAGCUGGUACAGCGAAGCAUACCUUGUCUUUAGAAAAUGAGCUGUCUCGGACUUGCAAAGUUCUCCAAGAGUCGGAUGAGAGGGCAACUGCCUUGGAGGCUCGCUGCAAAGGAGUUUCGGAGCAAUUGUCCUCUAUGGCGAAUGCCCUUCAGGAGAGGAAUGAGGCUUUGGGCCAAAAAGCGGAGGUCCAGCGCCUGUAUGAUGCCUUAAAGGCAGAUUUUGAUGGACUUCAAGCUCAUAUGAAGGAGGAGAAAACUCAGAAAGAGGCAGCCCUAGCUCGGGUGCAGGUCCUCGAGCAGGAGUUGAGUGCAAGUUCUGACCGUAUCAGAGAUCUGGCUUCUUCGGCUGAAGAAUUCAAACUUCGUCAUGAUCAACUUAACCAGGAAGUCAGGGCUUUGGAAUGCAAAGCUCAGCUGGUACGUGAGCAAUGCAUAGCGGAGUAUCAGGAGUCUGAUGAGCUGAAGGAGAAGAUCAUUCAGGCCGGUGAGUUGGCUGUUCAGAGCUACAAGGACUCUUCUGAGUUUAAGGAGUUUGUAGCUGAGGCCUGUGAAGCGCAUCUUGAUAAAUAUUUAGCUUCUGCUGAAAUGAAGAGGGCUAUUGUUAAUAAAGCCCUUCAUUUUUACUCAUCCGGCUAUAAUCGUGGUUUAAGAGAAGCUAGGCAGGCUCCUGAUAUCCCGUUGUCAGAGCUUCGCAAGCGGGAGGUAGAUUCAGAUGGCGAGCCGGUAAUGUAUGGAGAGGAUGAUUUCCCUAUGCCCCGGGGAGAUUGCCGUGUUGGUGGCCGGUCAACUGUGUCUUCCUCGGAUGAAGCCGAGCUGGAAGAAGAGGACGUGGAAGUCCUUGGGUCGGAGGAUGAUGACCCUGUUGCUGAGGAGGAGAACCCCAACCUUGGGUCAGAGAUUGCUCCUGCUGCUAAUGUUGAGAGCUCUGAUCCAAGGGAUACUGAGCUUCCUGCAGAUGUCACUGCAAAUAGGGAUAAUGUGGGCGAGGGAGUUUUAACUGAUGUAAGUCCUUUAAGGAGUAUCUAUCCUCCUACUUCGCCUGAGAGGUGAAUUGUAAUGUUUUGUUAAUUUUUCAUAUGCCUUGUAAUGUAUUUUUAUAAGUGCUGUAUUGACUUUUAGCUUUUAGCUAACAGUGUGAUCAAGUUCAUUGGUAAACUGACUUGGGCUUUGGAUGUAGCUUUUUUCUUCUUUAUUUAUGCCUUAGACGAGUUUAGUCUCGAUAUGAAGAGAAUAUUGGUUUUUUCGUUGGCCUUCAUGCCUUUGGGUUUUAAGGAUAUAUGUUUAUCCGAGCUGGAAGCCCGUCCUUCUGCCUCGGCUAAACCUUUAAUCAUUAGCAUGCAUU